AUGGCUUCGAAAGGAGCUGUCUUGCCUCUUUUGAGGCGCGAAUUGCGACCCACUUGGUCGCGACUCUCCAGAUCUUGCGCGCCUCUCGCCCCCUUCAACAACUCCGCUCGAAUCUCAAACAGUUCCCUCGCAGCGUCCGGCAAGCGUGCCAUUCGUCGCACAUCGUUCUUCCCGCCAAUCCAGGCUCGGGCCUUUUCGCAAUCACUAUCUCGAAAGCUGACCGAUGAGCAUGGCAAUUUUGAUCCGCGACAGUUGGACCGGGAGUCGGAUGAGGUCGAUGUUUGUAUCGUCGGUGGUGGCCCUGCUGGUCUGGCUGCUGCCAUUCGAUUGAAGCAACUCGCCAACGAAGCCGGCAACGAGGAGUUCCGUGUCAUUGUGCUGGAAAAGGCCGGUGAACUUGGUGCACACGUCCUUUCGGGUAACGUCCUAGAGCCUACCGCCAUGAACGAGUUGUUGCCAGAUUGGCUGUCGGAAGACAAUCCGUCUCGCUUCGAGAAUGUGACUCCGGCGAAGGAGGAUAAGAUGCGCUUUUUGACUAAAAACUCGUCCAUUCCGAUCCCUGCGCCGCCACAGAUGAACAACCAUGGCAACUACAUUAUCAGUCUGAACGAGCUCACGAAAUGGAUGGGAGAAAGAGCUGAGGAACUGGGUGUUGAAGUAUACCCCGGUUUUGCGGCCAGUGAACUCGUCUACAAGAAGUCGGAUGGCUCGGUUCUCGGUGUAGCCACCAAUGAUUUGGGAGUCGGUCGCGACGGCAAGGCCAAGGACAGCUUUGAGCGGGGAAUGGAGUUCCACGCCCGCGUUACCCUUCUUGCUGAGGGUUGCCAUGGUAGCUUGACGAAGCAGGUGAUCAAGAAGUACGACCUGAGACGCGAUAGCCAGCCCCAAACCUACGGUAUUGGUGUGAAGGAGAUUUGGGAGAUUCAACCCGAGAAGUUCAGACCCGGUGAGAUCACGCACUCCUUGGGCUACCCCCUUCCCAGCGACACCUAUGGUGGUGCGUGGAUGUACCAUUUUGGCGACAACAUGGUUAGUAUUGGCUUGGUAGUCGGGUUGGACUACCCGAACCCCUGGCUGUCGCCCUAUGGCGAGUUCCAGAAGCUCAAGCACCACCCUCUUUACAAGGAAGUCCUGGAAGGUGGAAAGUGCAUCUCCUACGGCGCGCGGGCUUUGAACGAGGGCGGAUUCCAGUCGAUCCCGAAGUGCGCUUUCCCGGGAGGAGCCCUGAUUGGCGAUAGUGCCGGUUUCUUGAACGUUCCGAAGAUCAAGGGUACCCAUUCUGCGAUGAAGUCGGCCAUGCUUGCUGCUGAGUCCGCUUAUGCGGCCCUGCAGGGAAGCUCGGAAGGCUCUGUAUUCUUGUUCGACUACGAAGAAGCUCUGCGCAAGUCGUCCAUCUGGAAGGAGCUGUACGAGGUGCGUAACAUGCGGCCCUCUUUCAGCACGCCACUAGGUCUCUACGGCGGUAUCCUGUACUCUGGUCUUGAAGCGUACGUUCUCAAGGGCAAGGCUCCCUGGACUUUGAAGCACCACGGCACGGAUGCUGCUGCGACCAAGAUGGCGUCUGAAUGCAACAAGAUCGAGUACCCCAAGCCGGACGGAGUGAUCAGCUUCGACAUCCUCACCAGCGUCAGCCGCACGGGUACCAACCACGAGGAAGACCAGCCGGUGCAUUUGCAGGUGGAAGACUGGGACAAGCACACCGAUGUUGCCUGGCCCAAGUACCAGGGUGUCGAGAACCGUUUCUGCCCUGCCGGUGUGUAUGAGUACGUGGAGGACGCUAGCAAGCCUCACGGUGUUCGCUUCCAGAUCAACUCUCAGAACUGCAUUCACUGCAAGACCUGUGAUAUCAAGGUGCCUACCCAGGAUAUUAACUGGCAGACUCCUCAAGGUGGAGAGGGCCCGAAGUACUUUAUGACUUAG
Molecule: messenger RNA, 1920 nt
Organism: Aspergillus niger
Lineage: Eukaryota; Fungi; Ascomycota; Eurotiomycetes; Eurotiales; Aspergillaceae
Exons: 3
Coding region: 1-1920 (639 amino acids)
Biological process (GO): electron transport chain
Cellular component (GO): mitochondrial inner membrane
Molecular function (GO): iron-sulfur cluster binding; electron-transferring-flavoprotein dehydrogenase activity
Source: RefSeq, a predicted model, not a curated record